AUGAGUUUAGAAGCUAUCAAGUUUGAUCGUGCAGAUAAGAAUGUGGUUUCUGUGAAGGUUCUCGACCAGCUGUUAUUGCCAUAUAUCACGAAGUAUGUAGCAAUUUAUACAAUUGAUGACGGUUUUGCAGUAAUUAAGUCAAUGCAGGUCAGAGGGGCACCUGCUAUUGCAAUUGUUGGUGUAUUGUCUGUUUUAAUGGAAUGUCAGCUAUUAAAAAAUGAAGCUUUUGUCAGGUCUCAAUGUUUCUAUGAUAUGUCUUCAUUUUCGGGAUUUACAAAGACUUUGAUGUGUAGGUUGGAAUUUUUGUUAAGUUCUCGUCCAACCGCAGUAAAUUUAUCCAAUUCUAUUAUGGAUAUGAGAAGAAUUGUUGAUGAUCCUAAUUGCGGGUCGUUUGUCGAGUUUUUUGACAGGUUGUACGACUAUGCUUGUAAGUUAAUCGAUGACGAUUUGCGUAAUAACAAAAUAAUGGGUGACCAUGGUGCCAGAUACCUGUUAGAAUCGCUUGCACAGGAAGAAGGAUUCGAACAAGAUUUUGCAGUAUUAACCAUCUGUAACACUGGCUCUUUGGCCACCUCUGGCUAUGGUACUGCAUUGGGGGUUAUUCGUUCGUUAUGGCAAGAUUCUCAAUACAAGGUUUCGAGCGGCGGUAAAGAAGCAAAGAAACAAAAGACAUCCGCCAAUAGCGGUGCUAAACUGGUUCAUGUGUACCCUUUAGAAACUCGCCCAUACAACCAAGGGUCCCGUUUGACUGCCUACGAAUUGAAGCACGAUGGCAUCCCGUCCACUCUUAUUACCGAUUCAUCCAUCGCUUACCGCAUCUCAACUUGUGAGGUUCCCAUCAAAGCUGCAUUUGUAGGAGCGGACCGUAUCGUGCGCAAUGGCGACACUGCGAAUAAAAUUGGCACCUUCCAGCUCGCUCUUGUCUGCAAACACUUUGGUAUAAAGUUUUUCGUUGUUGCUCCAAAAUCAACAGUUGACAAUGUCACCGAAACUGGUGCAGAUAUAUUCAUAGAGGAAAGAAACCCAGAUGAGUUUAGGAUCGUUACAGGCACUGCACUCGAUCCAACCUCUGCUGCGCCAACUCCAGUCUUGAAUUCCUCUGGAGAACCCACUAUAGGGAAAGUCGGCAUCACGCCGCCAGAUAUGGAUGUUUGGAACCCCUCCUUCGACGUCACCCCGCACAAAUACAUAGAUGGCAUCAUUACAGAACAGGGUGUGUUCACCAAGGAUAAAAACGGCAAUUUCGAUCUCACAGAGCUAUUCUGA
Molecule: messenger RNA, 1266 nt
Organism: Eremothecium cymbalariae DBVPG#7215
Lineage: Eukaryota; Fungi; Ascomycota; Saccharomycetes; Saccharomycetales; Saccharomycetaceae
Gene: MRI1
Product: S-methyl-5-thioribose-1-phosphate isomerase MRI1
Exons: 1
Coding region: 1-1266 (421 amino acids)
Molecular function (GO): S-methyl-5-thioribose-1-phosphate isomerase activity
Source: RefSeq, a predicted model, not a curated record